This is a messenger RNA of Condylostylus longicornis, 3721 nucleotides long. RefSeq names its product probable ATP-dependent RNA helicase kurz (gene kz). Bases 96 to 3671 code for a protein of 1191 amino acids. Gene Ontology annotation, cellular component: intracellular anatomical structure; nucleolus. Gene Ontology annotation, biological process: maturation of SSU-rRNA from tricistronic rRNA transcript (SSU-rRNA, 5.8S rRNA, LSU-rRNA). Gene Ontology annotation, molecular function: RNA binding; ATP binding. The transcript is spliced from 7 exons. NCBI's taxonomy places the organism in Eukaryota, Metazoa, Arthropoda, Insecta, Diptera, Dolichopodidae. The record is from RefSeq and is a predicted model, not a curated record.
AGCAAUUUAUGUAAAUCCAUAUGAUUUAUAGCAUAUCUCAUAUGAAAAAUUAAAUGGUUGAGAGUUUUUUUAUUUAUUAAAUUUAAACAUUAAUUAUGGGUAAAAAACGUUUUAAUGCCAAAGCUCGAAGUUGUUCUAAACGAAUGAUUGAUAAUAAAGAAACGGAAAAGAUUCAAAUAGAUAUUCCUGGCGAAAUAUUAGAGUAUGGGGGUCAAGAUGAAGCUAAUGCUUUAGUUCUCCCAUCUAAAAAACGACAAACCAAAAUUAUAAAACCUAAACAAAAUCAAAUUACCAAAAUAUUGUCAAAAAAACAGAGGAAGUUGUUGGAGAAAGUGGUUGAUAAAAAAAAGAAAAAAGAAGAGAGAGCAGAACUACUGGCAGCCCUUGCGGCAGUGCAAGUUCCCCAAGAUGAAUUAAAAAAUUAUACGUCGAUUAGUCAAAUACAAACUGUAGGUUUGAAGAAUUUGCAAAAAAUAGAAAAUGAUAUCAAAGUAGUGCAAAAAAGUGGUGCAGUUCAGUCUAUCAAAAUUAGUAGUAUAGCAGGAAAAUGUAAGAGAAAAAGAUUGGCUCUUUUAUCUGGUUAUACUGAUAUCAGAAACAGUAGCGAUGAGGAAACAUGCAAAAAAGCGAGGGACGAUAAUAUUGUGGGGUUCGAACAAGACAUAGAUGAUAUGAGUUCUGAUACCGAUACAGAAAAACAAUCUGAAAAUAAUUUUACUGAAACAGUUGGAGUGAACCACAUAAAACCUAACAAUCAAAAAGAAGAACUACAAGAAAAUAUUUUAAUUAAUAACAAUACUAUGGAGGAGGUACAGAGUAAAAUAAAACAAAAUGAUCUAAACACAAAAAGUAUUUCCACAAUUGAUGAAAAUGCUUCAAAACCCGCAGUCUAUAUUCACGUGGAUAGAGAACCAUCAGUUCAGAUAGCUAGAUUAAAGCUCCCAAUUCUGGCUGAGGAGCAGCAGAUCAUGGAAACAAUUCGUGAAAAUACUGUUGUAAUUAUUGCUGGGGAGACUGGAAGCGGUAAAACAACUCAAAUUCCCCAAUUCCUUUAUGAAGCCGGUUAUGCUGAAAAGAAGUUGAUUGGAAUUACAGAACCUCGUCGUGUUGCUGCCAUUUCAAUGUCCAAAAGAGUGGGAAAAGAAAUGAAUCUUUCAGAUAAAAUUGUUUCUUAUUUGAUUCGUUUUGAAGGCAAUGUCACAGAUAAUACAAAAAUAAAGUUUAUGACAGAUGGAGUUCUACUAAAAGAGAUUGAAACAGAUUUCCUUUUAAAAAAAUAUUCAGUUGUUAUUCUGGACGAAGCCCAUGAAAGAACAUCUUAUACUGACAUUUUGAUUGGAUUACUUUCUCGUAUAAUUUAUGUUCGAGGCAAAAAGAAAGACCCGCUUAAACUUAUAAUUAUGUCGGCUACGUUGAGAGUCGAAGACUUUCUAAAUAAUCCGAAACUAUUCAAAAUUCCUCCUCCUCUUUUAAAAAUAGAAGCUAGACAAUAUCCAGUUACCAUACAUUUUCAAAAAAGGACGGCUGAAGAUUAUGUGAAAGAGGCUUUUAAAAAAGUAAUAAAAAUUCAUUCAAAACUGCCGGAUGGAGGAAUUUUAGUAUUUCUAACAGGACAAUUAGAGGUUAAAGUUCUAUGUCGUAAACUAAAGAAAGCCUUCCCACUACCAAAAAAUUUUAAUAAUUCAAAUAACCAAGGAAUUGCUGAUAGCGCUGAAGUUGAUGAUAUAAAUUUUGAUGAAUUCGAUAUUAAAAAAGCCAUUAAGAAAGUGAAGUCUUGCAAAAAGAAAUUUGCGGCACAAACAUCAAAUUUACCAAAAAUUAAUUUAGAUGAUUACAAACUGCCGACCGACGACACUGAAGCUGAUUUAUUUGAAGAUAAGGAAAAUACAGAAACUACACAUAGCGAUUUAGAUGAUGAAAAUAGUGAAGAAGAUGAUAUUUUGGAAAAAACUAAAGAACCGCUUUGGGUGUUGCCGUUGUAUUCCCUUCUUUCAUCAGAAAAACAAAUAAGGGUCUUUGACUCACCACCUGAAGGAUGUCGAUUGUGCGUUGUAAGCACAAAUGUAGCAGAAACUUCUCUUACAAUACCUAAUAUUAAAUAUGUUGUUGACUCAGGAAGACAAAAAACUCGUUUAUAUGAAAAAGUAACCGGAGUUAGUUCAUUUAAUGUUACAUUUACAAGUAAAGCUUCUGCAAACCAAAGAGCUGGUCGAGCUGGGCGGACAGGUCCUGGUCAUUGCUAUAGAUUGUACUCAAGUGCCGUGUUUAAUGAUGAGUUUGAAGACUUUGCUAUGCCAGACAUAAAGAGAAAGCCUGUUGAUGAUUUGAUGUUACAAAUGAAGUGCAUCGGAAUAGACAAAGUAAUAAAUUUCCCAUUUCCAUCUCCGCCUGAUAUUAUUCAACUGGAAGCAGCAGAAAAACGUUUAACACUAUUGGGAGCAUUGGAAGAUGCGGAAACAGAUUCACAUGGGAAAAUAGCGAAAGUGACUGCUUUAGGACAAGCAAUAUCUGCUUUCCCAGUUGCGCCACGAUACGGUAAAAUGUUAGCAUUGAGUCAUCAAAAAAAUCUUCUAGCAUACGUUGUUAGUUUGGUAGCAGGACUUUCUAUUCAAGAAAUUUUUUUGGAAGUAACCCAAAGCUUGGAUGAUAUCAACGUAAAUAACUCUAAGUGGCAAGAUAAACGUAGAAGUUGGGCAGGAAGUGGUCAUUCCUUAUUAUUGGGAGAUGCUAUGGUCUUACUGCGAGCUGUUGGUGCUUCUGAAUACGCCGGAUCUCUAGGCAAAAUGGAUACUUUUUGUGAACAAAAUGGAUUGAGAAAAAAAGCAGUGAUUGAAGUUAGAAAGUUGCGUAUUCAAUUGACAAAUGAAAUUAAUUUAAAUAUACCCAACUGUAAUUUAUCGGUCGAUCCGAAAAUGGAACCACCAACAGAUCUUCAAGCAAAAUAUUUGCGUCAAAUCUUACUUUCCGGUAUGGGUGAUCAGGUUGCCCGCAAAUUUCCAACUGAAGAAAUCUCUGAUAAGAACGAAAAGCGAAAAAUGAAAUAUGCUUAUAAUUGCAGUGAAUUGGAAGAGCCCGUUUUUAUUCACUCUAACUCUGUAUUAAAAAAAAAAUUACCUGAAUGGGUAAUUUAUCAAGAAGUUUACGAAAUUCAAAACGGUGACUCGACAAAAACGUUUAUGCGCGGUGUUACAGCUAUUGAACCGGAAUGGUUGUUAACAUACGUUCCAAAAGCAUGUAAUAUACUUAAUAUUAAGGAAGAUCCCGCACCGAAGUAUAAUCAACUUGAUGGAAAAGUUUAUUGUUACGUUGAAGCUAGUUUUGGCAAAGCGGGUUGGCUAUUACCAACAUCAGAAAUUGAAAUGCCGUUAAACGAAAAAUCUUGUCGAUAUUUUGGCAUGUUUCUUUUAAAUGGGGAUGUUUUUCCAAGAUUGGCCGAAUAUAAAAACAAAUUGAAAAUUACACCUUCUUCAGUUACAAAAAGUUGGUCUAAUUUAAAUGAAUAUGUUGCUAAUUUCAUAAAGUGUUUGGUGAAGAACCAGGUUAAUUCCAAAUCAAAGUUGGAAAAUGUUUGGAAAACUAAUAAAAAUUACUUAAUGGAACAAUUUGCUGAUCUUUUAUAUGGAGUCGAUCUUAGCCAAAUCUCUUUGAUUUGGCCUCCUCUAGAAACAUAAAUUUAGAAUAGAUUUUACACUAAAAAUUAAGUUACGUUGUAGCUGUAUAA